GGGCAGAGUUGGGAGCGUCAUGCCGAGUGUGGACGGCCCGGCCAGCCGGGGUUGAGCCCUCCCGGCUCGACCCGUCGCGUUGCCCGCCGGAGCUGCCGGAGAAAGCCCUCGGGGGGACGAUGGUCCCGGAGCGGAGCGAGGUGGCUUGGGCGCCGGCAGGCAAAGACAAAGACUCUUCCGCAGCUCUGUAUAAGCGAGGCGGUCUGUUGGGCAAAGGCGGCUUUGGCACUGUUUACGCCGGCCAGAGAAUCGCGGAUGGAUUGCAGGUGGCGAUCAAGCACGUGGCCAGGAGCAAAGUGGCCGAGUGGGCGCAGCUGCCGAACGGGACGGUGGCGCCCCUAGAAGUGGUAUUGACCAGCCUGGUUUGCGCAGGCAACGGCCACCGUGGCGUCAUCCGGCUCUUGGAUUGGUACGAGACGCCGGAAGGCUUCUUCCUGGUCCUGGAGAGGCCCGAACACUGCCAGGACCUCUUCGACUACGUGACUGAGCACGGGCCCCUACCCGAGAAGCUCUCCCGCCACUUCUUCCGCCAGGUGGUGGAAGCCGUCGGCCACUGCCAUGCCCAGGGGGUGGUUCACCGGGACAUCAAGGACGAGAACAUCUUGGUGGACGUCCGCACCGGCAGCCUCAAGUUGAUCGACUUCGGGUCGGGGGCCUUGCUGAGAGAGUCUGUCUACACAGAGUUUGAUGGCACGCGUGUCUACAGCCCGCCCGAGUGGGUGGCAUUCCAGCAGUAUCACGCCCUUCCAGCGGCCAUCUGGUCACUGGGAGUCCUGCUGUAUGACCUGGUGUGCGGAGACAUCCCCUUUGAGCGGGACGAGGAGAUCACGAAAGCCAGCGUCAAGUUCCAUGUGCCUGUCUCUGCUGACUGCCAAGAUCUCAUCCGAUGGUGCUUAUCUCCCGAUCCUGCCAAGCGGCCGACCGUAGAGCAGGUGCUCCUUCACCGGUGGCUGAAAGUGGACCCCCUUCUUCAGCCCGAAGAAAUACCCACCUCGGCCCCUCCCAGGGGCACCGCUUCGAACAGUAGCGGCUGAAGGUACUAAACGCUGCCUCCUGCCCGUUGUGAGGUGGGAAUGGUGGUGCUAAUGGUACCAAACGGACCUCAGGACAGCCACUGGCUGACGAAGCGUUAACCUGGUUCUACAGGUUUCUUACUGACUGCACUUGCGGACAGGAAGGUUCUAGAGCUGGGCAGAAAACGGAGUCAUCCAUGCUCAAAGUCCCUCCGCCGUUCAAAUGAUGUUUGAUUUCUGGCCUACCCAGACAUCUGGAUGCAUGUAAAUACUUGUGUAUUGAUAUUUGACCAGAGUCCCUGCAGCUGUCUUGGGGAGAAGGAGUCCGGGGUGAAAUUCUAAUUCUACCCCGAAUUUGUGUUUUACCCUAUGGGGUCAGCCAGUAGGCAAAGUAUCCCUUUUUGUAUAGGUUUGGUUUACAGCUAUGUGGCUUUCUUCCUUUCUUUGUUCGUUUUAAUUAUUUUAUUUGUUGAAAUAUUUGUACAGAGAGAUGCUACCCACCGACAAGAUCUGUACAGAAAUCUAUUUAAUAAAAAGAC
Gekko japonicus is the source of this 1552-nucleotide messenger RNA. It is a transcript of the gene PIM2, whose product is annotated as Pim-2 proto-oncogene, serine/threonine kinase. Gene Ontology annotation, biological process: protein autophosphorylation; negative regulation of apoptotic process; regulation of mitotic cell cycle. The record is from RefSeq and is a predicted model, not a curated record. Gene Ontology annotation, molecular function: protein serine/threonine kinase activity; ATP binding. Gene Ontology annotation, cellular component: cytoplasm. Bases 120 to 1034 code for a protein of 304 amino acids. The transcript has 6 exons. NCBI's taxonomy places the organism in Eukaryota, Metazoa, Chordata, Lepidosauria, Squamata, Gekkonidae.